GCGCGCGACUGCAGAGCUUCUUAAUUGACAGAGCAGUGCAUUUAGACAGCAGAACACUCGCGGUAGAUCUAUCUCGUCGACAGUAUUUUUUCGUUUGAAUGCACCCAAUGAAGAAGAUGGUCUGAUAACGGAUUUUCAAGACUAAAAUCACGAAUGUAAUUUUAGUACAUUCAACAUCGAGCGCGCGCAACGCCCGCUUAGGUUUUUUUCGUCUCGACACCCGUCUCCUCUUUGAGAGCUACGUUCCCAUGCGAUUCUUCAGACUCACAUUUAAGUGUUUCGUGGAUUGUUUUUGAAGGUGCUGUCCAAUUCGGUGUUUUUCUUUUGUGAGAUUGUCUCCCGAAAUUAUAUAAUUUAAUUUUAUAAUCCCUAAAUUUAUUUUAACAAAUUGAUUCUGACCACCGUCUCAUCGUUGCGUGUUCGAUAUUGCAAAGCGAUAACUUAAAUAUCUUGUGACUUGAAACAAAUCCGUGAUAUAAAGGAAGGGCACGGACCAGACCCUAUCUAAAAGGCUGUCCGAAGUGAAUCAAAGGGACGAUAUUGGGUCCAUAAAGGGAAAACAACCCAAACGAGUAUAAGAUUAAGAGAGAGAGUGGAAGGUUUUAUCCGGGAUUAUUCUGAAUCCUAUUGACUGAUCUUUUUACUGCUUUUCACCUCAGUGUUACCUGAGUGUUUUGUUUACAAGUGCUUAAUUGGGAUGGAGAAAUCUGCAUACAGCACCGACUGCAGCGAAGUGAACGUGGUCCUGGGAGAGGAGAAAAAGGGUCAUCUCAUCCCAAACGGGAACGGACACCAAACUGGCGUAAAUGGCAAUCUCAUUGGAAGCGGCGGCGCGGCCGUCACUGCACCUGCCGCGAUGGCGUCAGCAGCGAAGCCAGGGUAUCCCGAACGAGAGACUUGGACCAGACAGAUGGACUUUAUUAUGUCCUGCGUGGGCUUCGCAGUGGGUCUGGGGAAUGUCUGGCGUUUCCCCUAUCUCUGCUAUAAGAACGGUGGAGGAGUAUUCUUAAUCCCCUACCUGCUGAUAGUGAUCGUGGGGGGUAUUCCUAUCUUCUUCCUGGAGAUCGCUCUGGGACAGUUCAUGAAGGCUGGCAGCAUCAAUGUGUGGAACAUCGCACCAUUGUUUAAAGGCCUGGGCUAUGCCUCUAUGGUGAUUGUGUUCUUUUGUAACACCUACUACAUCAUGGUGCUGGCCUGGGGCUUCUACUACUUCAUCAAGUCCUUCAGCUCCACCCUGCCCUGGUCCACCUGCGACAACCCCUGGAACUCGGAGAGCUGCAUCGAGUUCUACCGCUGCGACACCAACGGCUCGUUUGGAAACACCACGCAUGGCAACACCACACACGGCAACAUGACCUGCGAGGAGCUGGCCAACGGUCGCUCGUCCAUCAUCGAAUUCUGGGAAAAUAAGGUGUUGAACAUCUCAGAAGGGCUGGACCACCCUGGAUCGAUUAACUGGGAGAUGUUGCUGUGCCUGAUGGCGGUGUGGGUGAUGGUCUACUUCUGUGUUUGGAAGGGAGUCAAGUCCACUGGAAAGAUUGUUUACUUCACAGCUACUUUUCCUUACGUGGUUCUCAUCAUCUUGCUGGUGAGGGGCGUGACCCUGCCCGGCGCCUAUGAUGGCAUCAUGUACUACAUCAAACCUGAUUGGUCCAAACUGGGCGAGGCCCAGGUGUGGAUCGAUGCUGGCACACAGAUCUUCUUCUCUUACGCUAUUGGUCUGGGCGCUCUCACCGCCCUGGGCAGCUACAACAGAUUCAACAAUGACUGCUACAAGGAUGCCUUCAUGCUGGCUCUGAUUAACAGCGGCACCAGCUUCUUUGCUGGCUUCGUGGUGUUCUCCAUCCUGGGCUUCAUGGCCAAAGAGCAAGGAGUGGAUAUCUCCCAAGUGGCAGAAACAGGUCCAGGCCUGGCGUUCAUAGCCUACCCCAAGGCCGUGUCCCUGAUGCCCGUGGCGCCCGUCUGGGCGGCUCUGUUCUUCUUCAUGCUGCUUUUGCUGGGACUCGACAGCCAGUUUGUUGGUGUGGAGGGUUUUGUAACGGGCAUUCUGGAUCUGUUUCCGGGAAAGGAUUACAUGCGCUGGCGACGUGAAAUCGCCGUGGCAAUCUGCUGUUUAUUAUGCUUCAUCAUCGAUCUCUCCAUGGUUACACAGGGGGGGAUGUACGUCUUCCAGCUGUUUGACUACUACUCAGCCAGCGGCAUGACCCUGCUGUGGCAGGCAUUCUGGGAAUGCAUAAUUGUCGCCUGGGUCUACGGUGCUGACCGCUUUAUGGAUGACAUAGCUCGUAUGAUUGGCUACCGGCCUUUCCCUUAUAUGAAGUGGUGCUGGUCAUUUAUCACUCCAUGUGUUUGCAUGGGUAUCUUCCUGUUCCACCUGGUGAACUACAAGCCUCUAACCUACAACAAUGUGUAUGUGUACCCAUGGUGGGGCGAGGUGAUUGGCUGGUGCAUGGCCCUGUCCUCCAUGCUCUGCAUCCCUGUCAGCGUGCUCUACAAGCUCUUCAGGGCCAAGGGCUCCUUCCAAGAGCGCUGGGACCACCUGACCAAGCCGGUGUGGGGCGCUCACCAACUGGAGUACAUGGCGCCUGACACAGACAUCAAGAGCUUGGCCUCCCUCUCUCCUGGCACCGAGGAGAAUAAGGUCAUCAUCUUCGAGAGUGUGAUGUAAAACACACUGGGCUGAUGAUGUAGACCACGGAUGACAAACAACCACUUCCUCCUGUUCCCACAGCAAUGUGUAGCACCAGCCACCACGUGACCUUGACCUGUUGUCACCUUGGGUUACAAGCGAGAAAACCUUUGACAAAUCUAUUUUGAAAAUCCAAUGUUCUUAUCGAAACAAAUUCAAAUCUAAUUUGAGAACUUAUUGACGUCAGAGGUCAGGCUUCUCUAUCUUGGGUGUUGGUUAUCAAUGUCCUGCAGUGUUUUGAGAUAGAGCCCCGGUGCCAGGCCAUACUGGGAUGGUGUUUGUAUUUGGGUGGGGGGUUGGGGGUUGGUCUGAGUGUGUAUAGGCCCAUGUGCCAGGGUGAAUUUACACCCUUUGAAUAUGAUCCGCAGAAUUCCCUUCCGCUUACUUCCCAACUGAAUGGAAUGUCAUGAACUAACACAUUACAAAUGGGUACACGCACACCCAAGCACACACACACACACACAUACACAGACAAGAUUAGAAGGGAGCCAAUGAGCCUUGUUAUUGGGACUUAACCUACAUUUUAACACCUCUUAUCCGAGAACAUGAAUGAAGCACUUUAUUUCCUUGAAGUAACAUGACAUGUUUUAAUUAAAAUUCAAUAAAAAAGAAAAAACUUUUAUUAAUCACUAUCAUCGUGUAUCACUCACCAUGUAUCACAUUGUGUAUCACUACUGUAAUUUGACUAAAUUGACACAUUGUCAGUAACAUACCUGUCCUAUAUGAUACAUAAAGUAACCUUGUUACUUUCAGGCCCCUUAUACAACUAGUUGCCAAAUUACCAAAGCCCUGUCAGUGUAAUGUGUGGUUCAUGUCAUGCCCAGUAUAUAGCUGUAUACACUGUUGUGUAUGUACAUAUAUAUGGCUGUGCAUAGGUUGAUUGAAGUGCCAAAUGGAAUAUUCUUGUCUAUCUCUGGUUGAUGUCAGGCAGAGUGGCUAUAGUUGCCAUAUUCACUUCACAGAGAUCUAAACUGUUUAUGGAUCCACAUAUUAUUAUCCACAUAUAGUUUAGUCUCUGACUCUACCUUCAGUAUCUCUGUUUGCCUGACUCUGUCCCAAAUGCUCUGUGUCCUCUGUCGACACGCUGGAUAUCUGGACUUUCCAGGGUGAUGCUAGACAAUGCCAUGUCGUGGCAGUGGUUGUUGUCCUUGUCCUGGAUGUAGAUGUCUGUCUUCCUCAUAGGGACAGACAGACAGAAAGACAACUUCACAGAUCACCAGCAGCAGUAGAAAGGCUGCUGUCCUGUCUAUUCCUGAUACAUUUUACGUUAUGGAUGUUUCUAAAUAAGAAUGACCAGUCCUUCCCAAUUUUUCUUUACUUUCAAGUACAUUUAUUAAUUCAGCAGACGCUUUUUUUUUAAUCCAAAGCGACUUCCAAGAGAGAGCUUUACAAAAGUGCAUAGGUCACUUAUAGUAGAAAGCAAGGAAGCCAUGGAUCCUAGACCAGAGAGGGUGAGAAAAGGAGAUAUGUAGCCUGGAGCAGGAUUUAAUCCUCAGUCUCUAUGGAGUUAUAUUGUGUAAAUGUAUGUAGAAACCAAAGCCUAAUAGUUGAAGACUCUCACCUCCAUCUCUAAGCAGCUGAGAGACCGACGGCUUUCCAACCGGAGGUUCCAGGAUAGUUUACUUGAUUCUCAAUGAGACACAGAUGUAGCUCGAGGCGCAUUUGGUGUGCUGUAGUCUGAUCUGGUCUCUACAUAAUAUUUGCCACACUCGAAUGGUUCCCUAUUCAUGUAUCAGUCCUCCGUGCUCCCAGACACAGCCUCAGCAUGCAGGAGAGGUCAGUUCUCUCUCGGAAGACGCUGGCCUUGUUAGUAGACAUUGCUAAAAGCAACUGUCAUCUCAACCGUGAACGUUCAGACGGAGAGAACAUUAGUCACUCUGAGGCCAUUACUAACAGCACUGUAAAUUAAAAUGAUGAUUUAUAACAGACAAACUAACAGUGUUUCUGCUGCCGCUGUUCAGACAGAGGAUUCUUCGAUGCCAAACCAUGCCUUAUGUUGUUUGUCUUAAAUCUAGAGCCCGUUAGGUCUCAUCAUACCAGCCAAAUGCUCAGAUGCUCAGAAGGACAGUUCUGGGGGCCAGCCACAGGGAAUUCUGCUACCCAUUAACAUGAGAAAACAUCCAAUCAAUUUGGAAAUGGGUGAAAAUCAUUAUUUUUUAAACGUCAAAGAAAAUAAUUUCGGGAAUGUAAAAUCUUUAAAACGACAUUAGCACAUUGUUGUAAAAUAAACUUGCUAGCACUUUUAAUUGUGUUAGAAGAACAUUUUUUGUUUUGUUUUACAUAUUGUAAAAUGAAUCAGAGAUUUAUUUUGUGAAGGCUUUUAUUUUGCUUAUACAUACAGUAUAAAACAUAUAUAUAUAUUGAAUAUCCUUGUGUGUUAUAUAUACAUAAAAACAACUUUUCAUGCAGUAUAUAAUUUUGAUGAGGGAGAUUUCAUAUGGGAAUGGCAUGUGUCACUGUGUCGCUGCGAUGCAGUGCAGGACAAGCUUGUGAGGGGUAACUGGAGGUAUAUUCGGGGUUAAUACACAGAAAGGGAAUUAUUUUGAUUUCAAAUAUCAAGUGCUCAAGUGUUAGAUUAAUGUCUUAGAUUACCUGUGUGUGUUUACAUAAUAAAUGUUUUCCCCUCAGACCACCCAGUGCUCAGAAAAUCUGGAAUAAUUAUUUUCAGAAAAUAUAUUUUUGUUAAGUCUAAGUAAAAAAAACGUUUGAAAAGUUGAUUAUAAAUCACAGGACAUCCUUGAUGAGUUUGUCGAGGCCAUUAAAAAACUGACAUUUAGAGGAUAUUUGAUUCUAUAGUUAUUGGAAUCUUUUUUUAUAGUUUGCCUAGCAUCAGACCCUCAAAACAAGAUGUUCAUUUAAUCUCUUUCUCAUCUUCCCAAAUGCCUGAUACCUCAGAUGUCGACAUUAGUCAUGGUUUUGAUACUGAAACUUGGAUACAGACAUAACAUUUUAUCCCCUUUGGUCUAGAACUAUAUCUGCCUAUACAACUGUUGAUAGUCAGAUUAGAGUGAGAUACUACGCCUGAUGGCAAGAUAAACAGUUUAAAAGUGCCACUCUGAGAAUUGUCUUUGGACCCGAAGUUAAGCACCAGGACCCAAAACACUGUUUAAAGGAUGGUUUUUAUAGUCAGACAUUUUGAGUUGAAGAUAUUUCUGUCAUUGAUUCUAGCCUGGGUUGGUCUAAAGGUGAAAAAUGUUAACUGUAGUAAUUAAACGUAGGAAAAAAACGAAAUGAAAAUGUACAUUACCAAAAUCAUAUGUAUGGUGUCAUCUUUUGCGCUCUGCCAAAUUAUUAUUGACAGUAUCUUUACUCCAAGAGAUGAAUAUACUGUUUGACAGAGGGAAACCAGCGUAACCUUGUAAACGAAAUCUUUAUCUGAAUGUAUUGAUCACCGUUCAAUUUAUGGUGUUUUUACAAAUAAAACAUUAUUAAAAUCUUGAAAACAUAUAUUCUGUGCAAAUACUGACCAACUAACCUGGUCACAAUAAAAUUUUACUAUACCCAUGCAGUGCAAAUAAAAACAACUUGAAUGUUUUAGUCAAACGUGAACCAGCUAAGUAGAUUGCAAGUUAACUAACAAUUCACAGUUGAGGGACUUGUUUAUUAUCACUGUGUGUGAGAAUAACACUUUAAGAUUAUCUUGAUUAUUGGUUACUAAUUAGCAGUUUAAAUCAACAUAAGGGACAACUGCAGGUAAACUGAUUGCUUUGGAAAAGGAUACUGUCCAGAAAAUAUAUAAUACCACUGUUAACUUCAUCUAACUUUUAUCAUUGUGCUUUGUAUCACGUGAGAUGUAACUGCAGUCUUCCAUUCUUGAUUCUAGAAUAGAGAUAAAAAUAAACAUAUGGUUCUAUGAUUCUUAACAACUUUGACUGUAGAAACGUGUUGAUUGCCAGUGUUCAUUCAGUGUUGACCCUCACGCUGUCUGAAGGGCUUCAUGCUAACUAAGAUCACUGUGAUCCUGUGCUAAAACUACCCACUCACUCCACAUCAAGUAACAAAUGGCAAUAAAACUAACUUCAUGUUGAAA
Messenger RNA from Hypomesus transpacificus, 6719 nucleotides. RefSeq names its product solute carrier family 6 member 8 (gene slc6a8). The transcript is spliced from 13 exons. NCBI's taxonomy places the organism in Eukaryota, Metazoa, Chordata, Actinopteri, Osmeriformes, Osmeridae. The record is from RefSeq and is a predicted model, not a curated record. The coding region runs from base 698 to 2668 and encodes 656 amino acids. Gene Ontology annotation, biological process: sodium ion transmembrane transport. Gene Ontology annotation, cellular component: membrane.